AUGUCGGACAAUUCUUCUUACUGGGUUGAGUCGGAGGACUGGCAUACAGCUGGAGAACCAUUCCGCAUCGUCCAGCACCUGCCAUCAGGCUUACUACCCGACGUUCAGACUGUUUCGGAGCGUUAUCUCCACAUCGUCAAGACCAAAGACCAUCCGCUAGAUCGGCUCCGCAUAUUCCUUAGCCACGAACCUCGAGGACACGCCGAUAUGUACGGUGGCUUUAUUACCCCGCCGAACGACUCCGGGAGUUCCUUCGGUGUCCUGUUCUGGCAUAAAGAUGGCUUUGCGACGGCCUGUGGUCAUGGAACUAUCGCCUUAGGCUAUUGGGCCGUCCACAAGGGUCUUGUUAAAGCCCCUGAGAAUGGAGUAGUGGAUGUCGUCAUUGAUGUCCCGUCAGGCCGCGUGGUGGCGUCGGUCACGAGAAAGGAUGGCAAGUCCAUACAUGCCAACUUUGUCAACGUCUCUACCUAUCAGAUAGCAAAGGGGUUAUCCGUGACAAUUCCUUCUCGCGAUUCCGAUGUCCUCGUUGACCUGGCGUUUGCUGGCGCUGUGAUAGCAUCGGUAGACACUGCUCAGCUGGGCCUCGAGGUUCAGCCAAGCAAUGUAAACGAAUUCAUCAGACUUCAACGAGAGAUCAAGGCAUCUCUUGGAGAUAGGGCAAAAUACGGCGCCAACGAGCUGUAUGCGAUGAUAUUUUUCGAACAAGAGGAAAACACCAAGGGCCCGGGGUGGAUCGUCCAGAAGAGCGUCAACAUCUACGGCGACGGGCAGGUCGACCGGUCUCCCUGUGGAUCUGGAACUUGCGGAAGGAUGGCUAUUCUCCUUUCUCAAGGUCUACUUGAAGAAAACUCGCGGCUCUUGCAUCACUCUAUCAUUGGGACAGCAUUUGAGGCCGAGGUAGUGUCCAAGGGUCAGAGUCCAGUCGAGAGGUUUCCUGCCUGCGUUGUGCGCGUGAAGGGAGAGGCGUAUCUUGUUGCGGAAACGCGGUUCUUUAUCAACGACGAAGAUCCAGUGUCUCCAGGCUUUGUAUUGCGUUAG
Molecule: messenger RNA, 1038 nt
Organism: Fusarium keratoplasticum
Lineage: Eukaryota; Fungi; Ascomycota; Sordariomycetes; Hypocreales; Nectriaceae
Exons: 1
Coding region: 1-1038 (345 amino acids)
Molecular function (GO): hydro-lyase activity
Source: RefSeq, a predicted model, not a curated record